Scylla paramamosain (green mud crab) is the source of this 2994-nucleotide messenger RNA. RefSeq names its product aquaporin AQPAe.a-like. Gene Ontology annotation, biological process: transmembrane transport. Gene Ontology annotation, cellular component: plasma membrane. The coding region runs from base 237 to 1007 and encodes 256 amino acids. Lineage: Eukaryota; Metazoa; Arthropoda; Malacostraca; Decapoda; Portunidae. Gene Ontology annotation, molecular function: channel activity. The record is from RefSeq and is a predicted model, not a curated record. The transcript has 6 exons.
AGAGGGGCGGAGAGUAACGGAAGGUUACGGUGGAAGAAGGAACUAUAUAACACAAGAGAAGAGCCAUUGCGUGCAGUCUGUACCCGUGUAAGCGAGGUCAGCGACACGAAGAGUAGUAGUGAGUGGGACGCGCGCAGCUUCUCACUCAGUCCACCGCCGCGCUGGGAGGCACACGGUACUCCACUUUGCUUCAACUCAGAGUUAACUCCUCGCUAUACCACCAGCCUAAGGCCAACAUGGGCAAGAUUAAGGAUACCCGUGAGUACAUGGGGGCCAGCGAGCUCACGCAGCUGGCCACGUGGAAGGCGGUGGCGGCGGAGGUGGUGGGCACGAUGAUGCUGACCCUCGUGGUGUGCGGCUCCUGCAUCGGAUUCACUGCCCCACCAACCAACGAACAGAUCGCCUUCGCUGUCGGCAUUAUUGUCUUCUGUAUGGUUCAGGCGCUGGGUCACGUGUCGGGAGGUCACAUCAACCCUGCGGUGACCUGCGCGAUGCUGGUUGCCCGCUACGUGUCAGUGGUUCGCGCCCUGCUCUACAUCAUGGCGCAGUGUGUUGGUGCCCUGGCCGCCUCUGCCAUCCUGAAGGGUCUCACGCCGACGGACAAGCAAGGCAGCCUGGGAAUGACGCAGCUGGGUGAGGGCGUGAACAGUGGCCAGGGCUUCGGGGUGGAGCUCCUCAUUACCUUCAUCCUCGUGCUGACGGUGUUCGGGGUGUGUGACGAGCGACGCAACGAUGUCAAGGGGGCAGGACCUCUCGCUAUCGGCCUCUCCAUCACCGCCAGCCAUCUUGGGGCACUCCCCUACACCGGCGCUGCCAUGAACCCCGCCCGCUCCUUCGGUCCUGCUGUCAUCACGGGGAUCUGGGCCAACCACUGGGUGUACUGGGCUGGUCCCAUCGCAGGAGGAAUCCUCGCCGCGCUCCUCUACACCUACGUCUUCCGAGCACCCAAGGCGGCCAGCUACGACCUCGAGAUGGACAACUACGGCAAGAGGAACACCCAACCAUGAGAUGUUGGCUGCGAGGGACGUGUAGCGGUGUGAUGGCGGCCUGUACAUUCAUGGGCGCCCUCCUGUCCCGCGUCUACGCCCACACACCCACAGAAGAGGAGGAAUAACCACUACAGAAUGCUGACAGGAAUAUUGAGACACGAGGGAAGCAUCACGUCACCAGCCCAGCCUAGAUCUUCCGCCGCCACCACCAUCGCCACCACCACCACCACCACGGGAGACACUAACAGAUCUCUUCAUCGCUUUUUUUUUUCUUUUCUAUCUGUCUCUCUUCACCUAUCCAUCCGUCUAUCUAUCUGUCAGGUCCAUAUUCUCCUUUAUUUCAGCAUCUUAUCUCAGCUAGUCUUAAGGGUUUCUCAAAGUGGAAGUUAUUAUGGCUUUCAAGAGUGUUUUCAUAAUUUCAUUAAUCUGUCUAUCUAUUUAUGCAUCAGAUCCGUAUUCUUACCAAUUUUAGCGUCUUAUCUAAACAACAGUCGAGUUAGUAAGAUUCCCAAAGGAGUUUUCGCAAUUCUAAUGGUAGUUUAGUAAGUUAAUAAGGAUUCUACACCAUGAAUGUGAAAACACCCUUGAGAACCACCAGGCGAAUAAUCUUCGUGGCCUUUGAAGACAAUCCUGAUGAGAGAACAAACUUUAGAUGACUCUUUCACUGUUUUGACUGUCUUUUCUUAGCACUUAGAUCACUGUAAGAACUAUUUGGAAGAGGGAAGUCACAGGUCGUUAAAGAAAAGAAAGAAAAGAAAAGAAACAUAUAUUCAUGAAAAUUUUCUUCAUCACACACUUUCACACACACACACACACACACACACACAGAGAGAGAGAGAGAGAGAGAGAGAGAGAGAGAGAGAGAGAGAGAGAGAGAGAGAGAGAGAGAGAGAGAAUGUAUCAUAUUUUCUUAUUCAUGCGAGCUUCUCUUUUUUUUCUUUCUUCUUCCAUUCGGUCUUUAUUUUUUGGCUCCAUGUAAUAUCGUGAUGUGUAACAAAUGCUUUUCCUCGUCCCUGGGUGAGUGGGGAGCAGCUUCAAGGGCACACAGGAAGUGAUCGUGUGCAGGUCAAGCGUGACAAGAUUAGUUUGCCCCUCGAAUGUUUUCACCCGUCAUGCGUUUUCUAUUCUUUUUUUUUUUUUUCGGCAUAAUAAUCGAACGUGGUGUUAAAUUUUAAGUAUAGAUUUCAUCCUCAUCCCUGUUAUUAUUAUUAUUAUUAUUAUUAUUAUUAUUAUUAUUAUUACUAUUUAUGCUAUUAAUUCACCUAUCUAUCACUUAUUUGAAUUUUCUGUCCGCUUCCACUUAUAUUAUUUUUACAUUCUGAAAGUUUAGAAGGUGUGACAAUUAUUGCUAUAAUCAGUAUUUAUCGAAACUACUGUUAAUAUUUUCCGACUUUAUUACUUAUUCAAAAUUCUCUUCCACGCCUUUCUAAACACCCCCUAUAAAAUUGCGAGUUCAAAGUCUACGAUAAUUACCGAUCUCACCCAAGGAAAAGUGGUCGUACGAGUCAACUAAACUUUCGUACUUCAGAUACAGUUUAUUUUCCUGUCUAUUUUUUGGUGAAUUAGAACAACCUGAAGCAGUAAUGAUGUAGAAAUGAUGCCACAAAUUUCAAUAGCUUUCAUUCACGAGACACUAUAAUCGUUCUCUUUAAAUUUCAUUCAUCAUUGUUUUGAAAUUCGUGUCAUCAAUUCUUGUCACUCAUUAUUACCUACCUUAAACCUUCAAUGUUAAUUCAUACAACUCACGAUCACAGUUCCCUGGCCGAGUCAGGAACACCUUUACUGAUUUCAAUAAUACUGUACCUUAUCUUCUCGUUUCUAGUCUUAAGUUUACCAAGGCACGACCUGAACCUAUUAUUAUCAUUAUUAUUACAUGUGCUAUCCUAUGUAUUACCGCUAUGUAAUGUAAGCCUUAUGCCUGCUAAUGACAAUACGACACUUAUUUUAUCACUUAAGUAACCCUACAUGGUUAUACUGAUGAAAAAUAAAAGUAUAUGCAAUUAAA